This is a messenger RNA of Mizuhopecten yessoensis (Yesso scallop), 390 nucleotides long. RefSeq lists its product as uncharacterized. The record is from RefSeq and is a predicted model, not a curated record. The transcript has a single exon. Lineage: Eukaryota; Metazoa; Mollusca; Bivalvia; Pectinida; Pectinidae. The coding region runs from base 1 to 390 and encodes 129 amino acids.
AUGAAUGUUGACCUCGACAGGAAGCUUGUAUUUCCAGGAAUAGUGGAAACAACACUGAGGCCUGACAUGGUAAUAUGGACAGAGCAAUCCAGACACCUCAUCGCCAUAGAGCUCACCGUACCAUGGGAGGAAGGCGGCGAGGAAGCUCACGAGAGGAAGAAAGCCAAGUAUGAUGAGCUGAUGGAAAAGUACAGGAGCAGAGGAUGGACAGUAUGGCUCUUUCCAGUGGAGGUUGGCUGUAGAGGUUUCCCCGCACAGUCAGUGUGGAGGACACUACAGUCGAUAGGACUCACUGGGAGGGCAAGAGCUACCGCCAUCAGACGAUUGGGAGAAGCUGUGGCUAUGGCACAAACGAGAAGAGCCGGUGUGGAAGCCGACAUAGACGCGUAG